AUGUUGGAUAUUAGCGGGGCGAGAGAAAAACAUGGAUUGUUGAUAUGCCGUCAAAUAUGUUGUCGUUUCGAUGUGAUGUUUACAAAUCUCACUUACAUAACAGAUCAACAACAAAGGCGACAAGCAAGCUCAAAUAUAAAAUACAAAAAACCUGAUAUCCAGUCAUCAUCCGUAAAGGUAACAAUUAAAUUAGCUCACAGAGCAUUAAAAUUCUUUAUACAGGCCGCAGCUGAUUUAAACAGUUUUACUUCCAUUCCUGUCUUCAUGUUGUUGUCUUGUGGACUACGGUCUACAUUAGGCAAUCGACAAACAGUUCCAAACCAUCAAACUUAUCCCAAGGCAUCAACUAAGGCUCAUGGAUAUUCCUCCUCAAUAUAA
Clunio marinus is the source of this 378-nucleotide messenger RNA. NCBI's taxonomy places the organism in Eukaryota, Metazoa, Arthropoda, Insecta, Diptera, Chironomidae. The record is from the annotation of a GenBank genome assembly.